This is a messenger RNA of Amoebophrya sp. A120, 1317 nucleotides long. The record is from the annotation of a GenBank genome assembly. Lineage: Eukaryota; Dinophyceae; Syndiniales; Amoebophryaceae.
GGCCGGGCAUGCAGCAGCAGGCGGAAGCGCAGGACGCGCCCCCGCGCCGUCUAUUAGUAAUACAGGCAGCGCUUUAGAGGCGCGCCCCUCCGGUUGCCUACCCAUGCCGAAACAUGGGCCGGGCUCUUUUUCUUUGGUUGUGUAGUGGCGCGCAGCGAUUCAUUGCUGGCGCCACCUUCCCCACCGGAACACCUCCACCGAGCAGCCCCCUCCCCGGCGGCCUCCGCCGGGGGGUGGCUGGUUUUUAUAUUGUAAGAUCGUUUUCAUCUGAAACUGAAAGUGAGAGUGCAGCUUUGCGAGCGCGUUGGCACUAGGUGCCAUAGAUAUUGUUGUUUAAGAUUACGCUCUCUGUAGCAUAGCUCCUCGUCCGCAAUGUUGAUCAAUUCUACGAACUAUAAUUUUCCAUGUUGUGAGAACAUGAUCAACAUGAUAUUCUAGUGAACCACAAAAAAAAAAAGCUCUUACGUCGACGAGGGACCUUCAGCGCCUGCUCGUUCAAGUAGUUCUUCCUCUUUGAUUCACCGCAACCAACCUUUAUCGAGACGACUUCACUUUAGCUUUACAGACGUUGACUUUCUCAGCCAAGCAACUUAUUGCUUCAGCCUCUGCAGGUGCAGUCUGUUCCUAUGUGAAGAAGACUGCGAUAAAUAUACAUUACAGCAACACCUUGACAGUUAGAUUUGAUGCAAAAGCAAAGAGCUGUAUCGUCAGCUUCUGGAUUGCCGAAAAAUAAGAACCAAUUCUUUUGACCCUGAACUUGGCUGUUUUCUUGAACUUCCUUUUCAAAAAUACCUCUUCCGCUUUACUUUUUAUUUACAUCUGAACUUCUGAUACUUUCAAUCUAGUCCGAUCAUGGCGAUAGAUUGCUCUGUCUCGAAGUCCUAGCGCAUGAGGACCACGACAAGCAACGAGGGGCGUCAACAUCUUCAACAACUCAUAUAGCGUCACUAUGCCGAGACCUAUCAUAUCUUAUCCUCGUCGCUCCGCUUAUGAAAAGGCCGACCUUUUUUUAUACUUACUUUCUGUUUGUCUGAAACGGCACGGUAUUAACCGCUACGGCCCGCGCUUUAUGAUGUUAAGGUUAGCCUUAUCUUCACUUCUUAUGCUCGAACCCGAACGGCAUCGAUACAGUUACACUUACACAACUUUUUACACUCUCCAAAUCCAAUCAAAACAGAUUGUGAUUGCCGGUAGAAGUACUAUGAGACAGAUUGCGGCGGCGGCCGAUCGCAUCACCAGGGAUGACGAAAAAAUGAACUUCAAACUGAUAAAUUGAGUUUCGCUUUCGUUUCAAAUUCAAGGCAAGCUAUCUCUCCC